Messenger RNA from Diaporthe amygdali, 2046 nucleotides. RefSeq lists its product as uncharacterized. Lineage: Eukaryota; Fungi; Ascomycota; Sordariomycetes; Diaporthales; Diaporthaceae. The coding region runs from base 1 to 2046 and encodes 681 amino acids. The record is from RefSeq and is a predicted model, not a curated record. The transcript has a single exon.
AUGAGUGAGUCGCGCAAGAAACGAAGACCGCGGCCUCGGCUUGCACCACGGCUUGAGGAAACGGACGGAGAUCUACGGAGCAUUCUCGUUCUGCCUCCAUCAAACCCUUCAGGUAGCGAUCACAAACAGAAGCCGAGACGCGAAUACCAGUAUGUUCCAAUAAGGGACCCAAAGCCACCAGGUUCACCUCCCACGUCAACCGAGGAGCCUUGGAUAAGGCUCUUCAAGAUCUUUUCGUCGAACUCGACCAGAAUCGACUACGAACUCAUCACAAUCCAUUCUCAAAACCCGCCGCCGUAUAAGGCCAUCUCAUAUGCGUGGGGCGAUCCCGGAUGUACUCGUGACAUCUCUAUCGUACGGGGCAGAGAACAAGGGUGGCUGAAGGUACCAGUCAGUCUUUGCGCCGCCUUGGAUGCCCUAAGAGAUCAGGAAGAGGAUAUCCUGGUCUGGGCAGACUCUGUGUGUAUUAACCAGCAGGACGAUCUGGAAAAGAACCAGCAAUUGCCCCUAAUAUGUGAUAUAUACAGUGAGGCGAAACAGGUUGUCGUCUGGCUAGGGGUAGAGGAGGACGACUCUGAACAGGCUCAAGAGCUCUUGCAGGAUCUUUCAAAUGCCAAAAAGAGCUUGAAUGAACCUCUGGGCCUCAAAUCCGUUGUUUCACUCUUCGACCGUGAUUACUGGAGCCGACUCUGGGUUGUCCAAGAGAUACUGCAUGCUAGGAAUAUUGUGGUUCUUUGUGGCUCUUCUCGGCUCUCCUGGGAUGCCUACACCCAAUGCUCCACGAUUUUCCAGUCAAAAGACUCUGCAGACAGACUUGAAUCCCUUUUAAACGAGAGACAUAGUGCCACUCGAUACAUAACCUCUCAGCAUCGGUUGAGUCCCUCGCAGGUUCUCAUUCAUCAUGGACCGGCGAGUAUAUUGCACUUGCAACAGGCACGCAAGGUCUAUGGAGUUGACAGUCCGUUGUAUACUCUCUUUUUGAUGCGACUCAGCAGAAACAAAUUAGCAACAGACCCCAAAGAUCGGGUCUAUGGAGUCCUCGGCCUUCUUCCUGCCCGGAUACGCCGUGGGAUCAGGGUCGACUACCGCCUCCCCAUCAAAGACAUAUACAUCGACAUUGUGGAAAUGAUCAUGAUGCGGUCACGCAGCCUAGAUGUGUUGUGUGAAUCUAUUCAUUUUCCUCCACAAAUUAGCAGCGCCAGCCUUCCAUCCUGGGUACCUGACUGGUCGUAUGAUCCCACGACGCAGUCACUCGCAAGCUUUCCGCUCUCUUUCUCGGCUAGUGAAGCGCUUCCUGCCGAGCAUCGGUAUGUUGAAGAUGACUGGGAUCCGCCGAGGCGGAACAAGCUGGUAUUUGCUGGGGUUCGCAUCGGGUCGAUCUCAAACCAUGGCAUGACCGUCAACACGCACUCCCGAGCAGUGGACUACUGCAUGGCUUUUCUGCAAUGGAGGGCACUGCUAUUGCAGUACUUUGAGCUUACAUCUGGGUCGGAGAGCAACAAUGCAGAACGCCGCCAGCGUGUGAGCCUCUGCGAGCACCAGCGCCGUUUUUGCCUGACUCUCAGCCUCGGACAGCCAAUCCGGACGAACACCGACAGCAAAAGGUCUGAUUUGUCCGAUCUAGAAAAAGCAUGGUUGGAAAAAUGCUACUGCGUCUUUUCGAAUCUUAUCAAAGCCCGGCUACCUAGGCUGCCCAUCGAUGAGGAUCUGAUGGCGUUUUCCGACAUGGGCGAUGACAUGGAGCCUGAGAUCACUCGCCAGUUCCUCCAGGACAAUUUUGCCGAGUACAUGAUGGGCCGCUGCUUCUGCAUCACGGAUUCGGGGGAUUUGGGGCUUGGCUCAGGGGCAAUGGCCCGCGGAGAUAUUGUAGUCGUGCCAUACGGAUGCUCGACCCCUGUUUUGCUCCGCCCGGAAGGCUUCAGUGCUCCAGAUCGUGACGGACAACGUACUCAAGAGUACCGCUUUGUUGGAGAUGCUUACGUUCACGGCUACAUGGAUGGUGAAGCCAUUGUGAAUGGGACGAAGGAAGAGUUCAUUUUACACUGA